GUUUGUACAAUGCUCUUCUGGAAAAAGGUCUAGCCUUUCUUUAUAAAGCACCUGUGUCUUGCUAGUUGCAAGUGGCUGUGUGUCAGUGUGUGUAUUCAUCAUCCAUUUGCACAGAAAUAAAUGACAUUUACCAGGAUGAGUGACUAUGGAGUUGCAGAAAUAACAUGGGAAAAUGGUCAACCAGCCAUGCAUGAGCUUGGAAGGACCAAUGAAACACUAGAAUCCAUUGUUCAUCAUGCUACAACAUAUUACAACCAAAGUCAACAUCAAGAGUUUGACCUACAAACAAGUCAAAUUCUACCAAGAACAUACAAUCUAAGCUCAAAUGUUGCAUCUUCCAGUGGGAAUCGGGUCGAUACCGCGGGCCCGAGUUACCUAAAGAAGCGGCCCAGAUCAUCGGCUAUUGUCCAUGAUCAAUGUGUAGGAAAUUUGGGUUUGCAAGAAGAUAAUGUUAGCAACAGCAAAGAUAAUGAAACUACUAUGAUGACAUGGCCUUCAUCCGACUCGCCUAAUCAGAGCUUGAAGAGUAAAAACACAGAUGAUGAUUCUGCUUGUCAAUAUGGAUGGGAAAAUAAAGAAGAAGAAUGCAGGACUGAGGAUGAAACAGUUCGGUCUCGAUCGAGUAGGAGAAGCCGAGCGGCUGCUGUUCAUAAUCAGUCCGAACGGCGACGAAGAGAAAGGAUUAACCAGAAGAUGAAAGCUCUACAAAAGCUUGUGCCUAAUGCUAAUAAGACAGAUAAAGCUUCAAUGUUGGAUGAAGUAAUAGAUUACUUAAAGAAGCUUCAAGCACAUGUGCAAAUAAUGAAAAACAUGUCAGUUCCACAACAGCAAAUGAUGAUACCGGUACCACUACAAUUGCAGCAACAACAACAACAGCAGCAGCAGUUUCAGAUGUCGAUGUUAGCCCGAAUGGGAAUGGGAUUAGGCAUCCAGAUUGGUAUGCCCCCGCCAGCUCAGAAUCCCUUCAUGGUCCCACAAACAAUGAUUAGCCCCCUCCACAUAAGCGCCACGUCACCACCAGCAAUCCACAACCGCCUACCCACCAACACCACAGUUUCUUUCAGCGACCCACAUAACGCGCUUCUAGCACAACAUAUAAAUAUGGAUAUGUACAACAACAUGGCAGAGUUCUACAGGCAACAGGUCAACCACGGAAAGUCAAUGGGCACGAGCUCAUCUCAGCCAGACCAUGUUCCGGGCAAGUGAUGAUAAAAAAAAAGCGUCUUGUAAUUAUUGUAAUAAAUAUAUAGUUACAACCUAAGUAUGCAUUAUAUGAUGAUCAUGUAAAAGUUCUUUUUGGUGUCUUUAUCAUAGUAUUUAUUAUGCUGGUUUGUUA
Messenger RNA from Helianthus annuus (common sunflower), 1336 nucleotides. Its product is annotated as transcription factor PIF7. Gene Ontology annotation, cellular component: nucleus. The transcript has 6 exons. Bases 121 to 1206 code for a protein of 361 amino acids. Gene Ontology annotation, molecular function: protein dimerization activity. NCBI's taxonomy places the organism in Eukaryota, Viridiplantae, Streptophyta, Magnoliopsida, Asterales, Asteraceae. The record is from RefSeq and is a predicted model, not a curated record.